Messenger RNA from Andrographis paniculata, 1158 nucleotides. RefSeq lists its product as uncharacterized. The transcript is spliced from 7 exons. The coding region runs from base 232 to 1002 and encodes 256 amino acids. The record is from RefSeq and is a predicted model, not a curated record. Gene Ontology annotation, cellular component: nucleolus. NCBI's taxonomy places the organism in Eukaryota, Viridiplantae, Streptophyta, Magnoliopsida, Lamiales, Acanthaceae. Gene Ontology annotation, biological process: maturation of SSU-rRNA from tricistronic rRNA transcript (SSU-rRNA, 5.8S rRNA, LSU-rRNA).
UUACUGCAAUUCUCAAUAUGAUAAAACAGUGAUCGGAAGUUCUUUUAAUCCCCCGUUUUUCAAGCUUUUGUGUGUAUCGUUAAGUUGGGUUUUCUAACUCGACACGGUUUUUCAUUACGAGUUUGGGUUCCAAAUCGGCGCUUUGGACUUCGAGGGUUUAAGAGAGGUUCUAGGAGGAGCGCCGCCGGAAACGCCGUCCCUCCGCCGUAUCAAGGGCUGAGCUUGGGAAUCAUGGGGAAGAAGAGUAAAUCUUCGAAGAGGAAACAGAGGGAGAGUGAAGUAGCUACAGAGGUUUUUCCUGACAAGAGUAUUGUAGAUAAAGAUGGAACAGGCGUGGUGGAUGACUUGAGUGAACCGACAAUGGGUGAAAAACUUGCGACCCUCAAGCUGGAAGAAAGCGAAAAAGCUCCGAAUGAAGAAAAUGUAGAACCGACACAUGAUGUGAAGCCCCCAAGUGCAGACUCUGUGCACAUCUUACUUAAGCAAGCGCUCCGUGCAGAUGACCGUGCGCUUCUUCUUGAUUGCAUAUCUCGGCAAGAUGAAAAGGUGAUUGCAAAUUCACUGUCGCUGCUGAAUCCUUCUGAUGUUCUCAAGUUUCUGCAAGCUCUCGUGCCGAUAGUCGACUUGAGGGGCGCCGUCUUGGCCUGUGCUCUUCCAUGGCUUAAAACUUUACUUCUUCAGCACGCAGGCAGUAUAAUCUCCCAAGAACAAUCAUUGGCUGCGCUGAAUUCACUAUAUCAGCUCAUCGAGGCUAGAGUCUCGACCUUCAGCGAUGUUCUUCAAUUAUCGUGUAGCUUGGAUUUGCUCUAUGCCGAAAGCAUGGAUGAUGGAGUGGAGGAGAAUGAAACCACGACAGUGCCUUUCAUAUACGAGGAUGACGAUGACAGUGACGACGAGGGAUCCAUGGACUCCAUGGAAGUCGAAACUGUCGAAGACGGUGAAGAGCCGCGUAAGUUAGGCGACGACAGCGAUGAUGAAGACAACGGCGAAAUUAGUGACUAAAAAUAUGGUAAGAACUUGUGCUGUCUGAGAUGCUUAUAGGAAAAAUGGGAUCUUAAGUUCCCCGAGCACGACGUAUAGAUGAAUCGAAAUCUUCUUUUGUCAUCUUUGUAAAAGAUUAUGUGUUAACAAGAGAUGAAAUUCUAUUCAUUUUCUUGA